Mytilus californianus (California mussel) is the source of this 1767-nucleotide messenger RNA. RefSeq names its product lysosome membrane protein 2-like. The record is from RefSeq and is a predicted model, not a curated record. The transcript is spliced from 13 exons. Gene Ontology annotation, molecular function: scavenger receptor activity. The coding region runs from base 99 to 1616 and encodes 505 amino acids. Lineage: Eukaryota; Metazoa; Mollusca; Bivalvia; Mytilida; Mytilidae. Gene Ontology annotation, cellular component: membrane; cytoplasm.
UAUCACGUUGUAAAGACAUAUGUACAUUAAUGUUAUCGAGGAGUUAUGCAACAAAUCAAAACUGAAAUGUGUCAUUCACCCGAUGUAAUUAUAUCAAUAUGGUUUGUAAAAUAUCACAACGGCAAUUAAUAAUUGGAUUAGGAGUUACUGGUUUAAUUCUCCUCGUCUCUGGAAUUUUACUGGGACCACUGGUCAACAAGGAAGUCGAUCAAAAACUGAAAGAAAUGAUGCCACUUGUGAAGGGAACAAAAACUUACAACUAUUGGAUAAAUCCACCGAUUCCCAUUGAUUUUCAAUUGUACUUUUUUCAUGUAGUGAAUCCUGAGGAGAUUGUACAAAAUGGAGCUAAACCUGUGCUAGAGGAGAAAGGACCAUAUACUUACAGAUUAAUUGAUAUAAAAGAAAAUCUCACCCACCACAGGAACUUCACAGUCAGUUAUAACGAGAGAAACAUCUACGUAUUCCAGCGCCAUCUAUCUGUUGGUGAUGAAAAUGAUACAUUUACCUCACUAAAUAUGCCUCUUAUUACUGCAACCACCUUAGUGUCAAAUGAAUAUGCAUUCAUUCGAGAGAUGGCAAAACUGUUUUUUGAAAUUUCACAAGAUGCGGAUCUGUUUGUAAAACAUUCAGUGAAAGAUCUUCUUUGGGGAUAUACAGAUCCCUUACUGGCAUCAGUUAAACAGUUAUUACAUAUAUUUGACAUUCCAUUUAAUGAUCAUUUUGGAUUCUUUUAUCAGCUGAACAAUUCUAUAGCAAACAAUUACACAGUAUAUACUGGUGAAGAUAACCUAAAUAAAAUCUCUAAAUUUACACAGUGGAAUGGAAUGAGUAAACUUACAUUUUGGUCAACUGAUACUUGUAACAUGAUAAAUGGGACGGAUGGAAAUAUAUUUCAUCCACAUAUCAAAGACAACGACCAGCUUUACCUAUUUUACCCUCAACUGUGCAGGUCAUAUAUGAUUUCAUUUGAAAGGAAGGGAGAAUUCAAAGGAGUUCGGUAUUCUCGUUUUGUCAUGAAGGAUAAAGUAUUCGACAAUGUUAAAACCAACCCAGAGAACGCAGGGUUUUGUACACCACGGAAUAACUGUUUACCAUCAGGUCUACUUAAUACCACAGAAUGUCGCAAAGGUACUCCAGUCAUUAUAUCACAGCCACACUUUUUAGGGGCUGACCAGAGAGUUAUAGAUUCCUUUGAUGGCAUUCGUCCAAACAAAGAUCUGCAUGAAACUUACAUCGAUCUGGUACCGUUGAUAGGAAAUUUAGUUAGAACUCAAAGAACAAUUCAGAUCAACAUGUUUUUAGAAAAAUCUAUGUAUAUCAGCCAAACAAAGAAUAUAAACUACUUUUACUUUCCUGUUAUGUAUAUAAAAGAAAAAGCUUCACUAACGGAUAGUUUAGCUGCGGAAUUCAGAGAUGAACUACAAAAUCCUUUACAAAUUGUGUUUUAUGCAAAGUAUGGUUGUAUCGGGGUUGGCAUAGUGUUACUAUUGCUGGUUUCUGGUUAUUGUUUACGGAUAAAAAUCAAAGCUUUUAAACAUGAAACCAAGACAAAAUCUGCCAUUUUAGAUGCAACAGUGAAUGAACAUACAACAUUGUUAAAAAACGAGAAAAAUUAAAAAUGGAACUAAAAUCAGUAAUGAUAGCAACCUAAAUGGUAAUAAACGAAAGUCGUAUCAGAUGUACUGUAUUCGAAGCAAGAGUGCACACUCUGAAAUGUCUCGCCUACUUUACUGACCAUUGAUUUUAUAUUAAAAGUCUUAAUGAUAA